Messenger RNA from Ricinus communis (castor bean), 711 nucleotides. Its product is annotated as phylloplanin. The record is from RefSeq and is a predicted model, not a curated record. The transcript has 2 exons. Bases 58 to 516 code for a protein of 152 amino acids. Lineage: Eukaryota; Viridiplantae; Streptophyta; Magnoliopsida; Malpighiales; Euphorbiaceae.
UGUACCUCACAGCAUAUUCGCAAAUCACUUCUAGCUGUGUUAGUUCUUUCCCUAGUUAUGGCCUUGAAAUCAUUUCUUCUCGUGUUCUUCUUGGUUGCUGUAAUGGCAGCUACUAUAACUGAAGCUCAGCUUGGGAUUGUAGGUGGCCUUCUUGGUUUGAUCCGUAUUCAAGGGACAGUCUUCUGCACUGCCAAUGGUAAUAUGGGUGCUAAUGGCACAGCAACCCCAGUUUUUCCUAAUGCACAAGUGCAGUUGAUGUGUGGCAGUCAAAUGAUAUCUACCGCAACGACUAAUAGAUUUGGAAUAUUUUCAAUCGUGUUAGAUCCUCUUCAAUAUGUUGUUUCCUCGGUGUUAAGUGGCUGCUUCCUCAAGGUUGGCACUCCUCUAUCCAACUGUGACUCCAGUCUGCCCACAGGAGGCCUUCUGCAAUCACCCUUGGAGCUCGUUGGAAGCACUAUUGUAGGAAUCCUGCGUGUUAUAAACAUCAUCCCUACAGGAUUCCUGUUCAUGGCAUGACAUUAGACUUAGCUUCUCCAGUAACAAUUAGCAGUUGGACCAUUUAUCACUGCAUGCAUGAAUAAGGUCACUUUCUAUGCCAUAGUGCUAUUUCCCUUUCGUUGUUACAUUUCCACAAAUAUCCUUUCCUUUCUCAUGUUUCCUACUACCAAGCAAUAAAAAGUUGAUUUGGAAUCUUCCUCCUUUUCUUGGAAA